UGCAGGAAGCUCCCGCGACAACAUGUCCGCCUCGAAUCGCACGAUCAUGCGAAUCGCGUGCAUUUUGCUCGUGUUUGUCCUCCAAAACUCGCUUGCAUCGCAGAGCGCGCCGUCCGGCGGAAAGCAGUACGCGUCUCAGAGUAAUCGUCCCCCCGUCAACCGCACCUUGAUAGACGAGCUCAAGAAAAAUUAUUUGUCCUACAUGAAGAGCCGGUCCAAUGUUUCAAACAGCGUCACGGACAAACCGUCUCCGGAACCCGUGACGGAGGACGACAGUAUUUCGGACUCAUCGAUUUUCGACGACGACAGCACGCCGAAGGACAAUUUUCUCGACUGGUUCGUGCCCAAGAGAAUUAAAGGAUUGUUUACUCAUGGAAGCCGGAAAACUCGAGAAUUAAGAGAUAUGAAAAAAUAUUCACAAAAUAAUCGCAACUCCAAAGAUGAUAGCUUUGAAAUGGAAGAUGAUGAGGGUAGAGAGAAGAAACAAUGUGUUCACGGGAAGUCAAGGAAACUACUCUCAAGUUGGCGAUGGAUGCGAAGUGUCGAUGACGCGUUAGGAUCAGGUGAUGGAGGUGAUAAGGAAAUGGAUGAAAAUGUUGAAACAUCGAUAGUUGCUCCUGGUAAAAGUGUUGACAACCCGUUGGAAUCGGGUAACGGUACAGAUAAGGAAUUGGAUGAAAAUGUUGAAACAUCGAUAGUUGCUCCUGGUGAAAGUGUUGACAACCCGUUGGAAUCGGCUAACGGUACAGAUAAGGAAUUGGAUGAAAAUGUUGAAACAUCGAUAGUUGCUCCCGGUGAAAGUGUUGACAACCAGUUGGAAUCGGGUAACGGUACAGAUAAGGAAUUGGAUGAAAAUGUGGUAACGUCAACAUUAGUGACUCCCAGCAUCGAUGAUGUGGAGGGUCAUUCUGGUGAUUCGAAUGCAAAUACAGAUUCAACAAGCGUUAAAGUUCAGCCCACGUCGGACAAUGAUUCAAAUGAAUCAUUCUUUGAUGACUUUAAUAUCAAUGAGGAAAUGAAAAACUUGAUCACAAAAAUGGAAAACUUCAGAAUGGCUAGAGGCCUCAAUAAUGGCGAAUUCAGUACACACAAACGGGAAUAAAUAAUACAGCGCUCCGAGGCAACAUAUUCCAACAAAGUUAAAUAAAAUAGCAGAAAUAAAUAUUUCGAAGAGAUCAAACAUUUGCUCGAUGAUUAUUCGUUUGGUAAUAUUUUUAAGGCAACUAGGAGUGCAUGUCUAAGUAUGGUAUCGUAAUCGAUUGCACUGAUGAUCAAAAGUAGAAGGUAAUUACUUACUUUAUGGUAAAUUUCCAACUGAUUCUCUGUCUGAAAGAAAGAAAGAAAGAAAAAAAUAACGAGUUUAGUAUUGCAAGGCCCAAAACUAAUCUGGCAAAAUGAAAUUUUCGUACAACUGAUUAAUUGUAUUUCGCCGCGAAUUUCAACACAACUUUGCAUGUAUAUGAGAUAGAAAAUAAACCAAUUUUCUCAAAUGA
Molecule: messenger RNA, 1493 nt
Organism: Copidosoma floridanum
Lineage: Eukaryota; Metazoa; Arthropoda; Insecta; Hymenoptera; Encyrtidae
Source: RefSeq, a predicted model, not a curated record